AUGGGUGUGAGAAAAUCCAAACAAAAAGUGUCCACGACAACAGUGGAUGCCGUUACAAAUUUAACAGCAUUACCGAGUAUCAUCGAACCAACAGGAAACAUGACGCAAAAUUAUUUGCUCAUCUGGGUCGAUAGUAACAUUGAUCAAGCAAGACAGGAUUAUCGAAAUACACUUGAGGAAUUGCGCAAUAUUGUCAACCAAGUUAAUAUCUGCACAACGUCGGCACAAUGCAUUGAAAUUCUCAAUGAUUUGGAUGACGCGAAAGCUUUUGUCAUUUCCUCGGGAGCGUUAGGACAACAACUUGUGCCAGCUAUUCAUGGAAUGGCACAAUUAGAUAGCAUUUAUAUCUUUUGUGGCACCAAAGCAUGGCAUGAAGAAUGGGCAAAAAAAUGGCCAAAAAUUCAAGGUGUCUUCACAUCAAUAACACCAAUAUCACUUGAAUUUUAUGAAAAAGCAAAACAAAUAUACGAAAAAGCUCUGCCUCCGAAUGAUCUCGAUUUGGCCUCAUCCUAUAGUAGCAUUGGUCUAAUGUAUAACAACAUUGGUGAUCACUCAGAAGCACUUAAGUUUUAUGAACAAGCACUUAAAAUAAGAGUAAUAGCUCUACCUUCUGAUCAUCAAGAUUUAGCUAUUUCCUACAGUAACAUUGGCCUAGUGUAUUACAACAUGCGUAAUUACCCAAAAGCACUUGAACUUUACAAAAAAGAUCUGGAAAUCAAGAAAAAGACUAUGCCUUCCAAUCAUCCCGAUUUAGCUGUUUCCUACAACAAUAUUGGUCUAGUGUAUAGCAACAUGGGUGACAACUCGACAGCACUUGAAUUUUACAAACAAGCACAUAAAAUAAAAGAAACUACUCUGCCCUCGGAUCAUCUGUCGUUGGCUAUUUCCUACGGCAAUAUCGGUGGAAUGUAUUGUACCAUGGGUAAUUACUCGAAAGCACUUGAGUUUGGAGAAAAGGCGCUCGCUAUUCAACAAAAAACACUGCCACCAACGCAUCCUGCAAUUAAACUAACGAUGAAUAAUAUUAAUUAUGUAAAAAAGAAGAUGUAA
This is a messenger RNA of Rotaria sp. Silwood2, 1050 nucleotides long. NCBI's taxonomy places the organism in Eukaryota, Metazoa, Rotifera, Eurotatoria, Philodinida, Philodinidae. The record is from the annotation of a GenBank genome assembly.